Messenger RNA from Culex pipiens pallens (northern house mosquito), 2230 nucleotides. RefSeq names its product short neuropeptide F (gene sNPF). NCBI's taxonomy places the organism in Eukaryota, Metazoa, Arthropoda, Insecta, Diptera, Culicidae. The transcript has 9 exons. The record is from RefSeq and is a predicted model, not a curated record. The coding region runs from base 359 to 1387 and encodes 342 amino acids.
UGCUGCUAAUGACAUAAAGCUCGUGCCAACCGAAAGAGAAACAACUGAGCAUCAACCUGUGUGUGCGGAAAAGCUCUGGUUCUAAACUGUGCUUGGCUGGUGGAGGUGGGAAAAGUGAUCCCGCCUUGGGCCCAAAUCGGACUCUAUAAAGGCAACACAAGCAACAGUUGCCAUUCAGAACUGCCCAGAAGGGGGAGUUUGGUCCUGUUCUGUUCAGUUCGGUUCAGUGUUUUGUGUAAAGUGGUGUGAUAUUUAUUUGGUGCUUUGUGUUGAAAGAAAAACGGAGAAAACAUAGAAGAAAGUUUUUAGAGAAAAACGUUCGUGAAAUGCUUGAAUGAGCUGUGCCUGAUGAAAGAACAUGUACCGAAUAAAUUUCACAACGCUGAGUUUGCUCCUGGUGCUGGGGAUGAAUGGACUCAUGUCGGAACCUACAAAAAACGCUGACGGAUCCAUAAAAGGCUUGUACGAAUAUUUGCUACAACGAGAGUAUGCCGCCCCAGUUUCGUAUGCAGACCAUCAAAUUAAACGAAAGGCUGUCCGCUCGCCCUCGCUGCGGUUGCGAUUUGGCCGGCGAAGUGAUCCCGACAUGCCCGUGCAGCCCGAGGAAGAGGACAGCAUGCCACCUGCACGGACGAUCCGCGCUCCCCAGCUGCGGUUACGAUUUGGCCGCAGCGAUCCGUUGUGGUCAUCGUCCGCGGACAGGGCAGCAGCCGCUGCCGCCUUCCUCGAGGACAAGCGUGCCCCGUCACAACGGCUUCGGUGGGGUCGCUCCCAGCCUGGAACGUUCAACGAGAAUGCCCUCCGGGAAGCCGUUCUCGCCCGAGGAGACGACCUGAACCGUGAUCCCACGUUACGGCUUCGGUGGGGCCGCGAAAGCGGUGAAGAUGAUGAGUUCGAUUCCGACUCUGAUAACGUUGCUGACAGGCUGUACCGAGAGGCCACGGGAAUGGACAGGUUCGCGGAAGAUAAGCGAGCUCCAUCGCAACGGUUACGCUGGGGUCGGUCCGAUCCUCUGCUUUCUAAUUACAACUCGAUGCAAGAAGAUAAAAGGGCUCCCUCGCAACGACUUCGCUGGGGACGAUCUGAUCCAAUGUUGUCCAACGAUGACACUUUCCUGGACGAAGAGAAACGGGCCCCCUCGCAACGUCUUCGUUGGGGUCGAUCUGGUGGUAUGUUCCCCACCAGUGAUGUGAUGCAGCAAAAAACCAUUCGGGCACCCCAACUGCGGCUACGGUUUGGCAGGAGCGAUCCAUCGUGGGCCGGCUUCAACGAGCAUCGUCCCGACGGAGAGAACGAAGCAACGGUCUCGACCGAGCGGGCAGUCGAUUCGGAGGAGCACACGGCAGCAUCCGAGGAAACCGGAUCAUCAAACAUGGACGAGAAAUAACUCUGAUUUGGACCUUGAUACAACGGAACGGAGGUUAAGCUUAUCGGUUGAGUACUGUUGUGUUUUAGCGUUUCUUUGCUUAAUUUGGCCCCCAAAAUCAACAGUUACGUUUAAUUAAGUACACCGUAGAGAACAAUACUCAUACAAUAAUUAGCUGGGCUCUGAAGGCACGACCCGCACAUAUAAUAAACCGAGAAAUCGUUUUCAUCGAACAAUCGCACUUGCAUUCACAUCAUGCAAGGAAAAUUACAUAAAAAGUCAUCUAAUCCCCCCGGAGACAAAAAUCUACCCUUUCUCUAAAUAUAAUGGCAGCAGCAAUUUUUAAUGCAGACUAAGUGUGAUGGUUAGUGUCAAUAAUAGGAAUACCAAUGGUUGAAGCUCUAAAAAUAUAUACAUAUAUUUAUCUAUUACGCUGUGAAAUAGAGAAAGACGAAACUGUAAAGAUCGGUGUCGUGCUCGACCCAACUGUUGAUGUUUCGAGAGUGGGUUGGGGAACGCCACCGCAAUCUAAGCAUUAUUUUUCAGCACUAACUUAUUCAUCUAAUGCACCAGUCAACGGCGUUUUUCAAUUAUCGUUGCAAUUACGAGUAUUUGUUCAAAUUUUAAUCUUUAAAAUUUAAGCCAAGUUGAAGUAUUACUAGCACUAGGAAGGAUUACUGUACAUCCUGUGACUACACAAUUAGAAAGCAGGUUAAAACGUAAUCAAACAUACGAGGAAAAGCAGCAGCAAAUUCAGCCCGAUUUGGGCAAUGUUUGAAGCCGAGAAGAAUGAAACAAACAGCAGCAAACAUGUACAUGUGUAUAAAUAAACAAUUACAUUCACUUCUAGUGGAGAAAAAAGAA